Paramecium octaurelia is the source of this 918-nucleotide messenger RNA. Lineage: Eukaryota; Ciliophora; Oligohymenophorea; Peniculida; Parameciidae. The record is from the annotation of a GenBank genome assembly.
AUGGAAAAAAACAAGUUUCUUAAGAUUUUACAUCUUAUAUUCUCAUCUCUUUGGAUUGUGCUCAAAAAAUUGAUUUUUAACAAGCUGCCAUUACUGUUCUUUAUAAUUGCCUUUUGCUUCAUGUAUUUCUUUGCAAACAUAAGAACUGCUGAUUCAUCAAUUCUACAAUUAAUGGAUAGAAUCCCAUUUGGAAUUGACCAAAUGAUUAUCUCUUAUGAACGAUAAUAAAUUGAUUAAAACAACUUGAAAUAUUAGAUGCUUUUAAAGGAGAAAAUAGUCAAAGUCCAAAGGAACUGUUAAUCCUUAUUUAAAUGCAUUCCCUCAGGAAUUUUAACUCCACUUUCAUGGAUUAUAGGAGGAGUAGCUGUAAGACAUGAAUAUAUUCUACUUGAAACAAUCAAUCACUUAGCAACAAUUGAAUUGAAAUAGAAUAAAGGGGAUUAUUAUGUAGACAUGCAAAUAUUUGACUACGAUAAGAACUUUGCCAAAUUUCUCAAUAAGGAGAGAGAAUGGAAUCGUGAAUUAGAUAGUUUAACAAAAGAGGAAAUAGGAGAUUUGGAUUUCUUUUAAGUUCAUAAAUUUUUGGGGAUUGUUUUAGUCUGUUGGAAAGGCUUGAACAUGUUUAAAAAAGGAAAAUAUGAAGUCCUAUUUAAAAAUUGCAAGAAUCUGAGCAGAGCCAUCUGUUAUUUUUGUGCCAAAGAACAAAAUAUUGAUUCCAUAAUGCAAAGCAUUCUCGGAUUAUAUACUGAUUGGUUGUGUGAUUACGUAAAGCGAACAGAAAUACAAUGGAUUCUUGAUUACUUUUACAACUAAACGAUUUCAUCUGUGACAAAAAUAAGAACCAUUAUGUCAGAAAUCCACAAACUCAGAUCCAAAAAAGAAGAUGAGGACGAGGUUCUUAAUUGGAAUAUAAUCUGA